AAACGAUAGGUAACGAAAAUACGAAAUAACGAGACUCACGACGCCAUUUGUUUAAGAGACAGCUGGUGGCGUCUUAGCUUUAAUUUUUUGUUUUUGUUUCUGCGUAUCUUAUAAAUAGUUGCAUUAUUGAUAUACACUAUUAUUUUAAAUAUAUUUUGCCAUUUUUAACAGUGGCGUCAUCAUGAUGGCAGGAAACGCGGAAAUCAAGCCUGAGGCUUUGCCAGAUUUAGACGAUCUAUUGCAGUGUCCUGUGUGCUAUGAAAUUCCUUCCGGUCAGAUCUUUCAAUGUAACGAAGGACAUCAUGUUUGUGGACGGUGUAAAGUGCGCUUGGAUAUGUGUCCGGUUUGCCGAGCCCUUUUUUUUGGUACACGCAAUUAUGCUAUGGAGGAACUCAUAGCAAAUGUUAGAAAAUUGCGAGCUUUUAAAUUAGGUGGAAAAAUAACAACAGGAGCAGAACUUGUGGAGAGUUCGGCGCCUGUUGAUGCGCCUGACGUAGAAACCGAGAGUAGUCCUGUUGAAAAUGAUGAAAACAAUUCUGAGGUUUCAAGUCGUUCAUCACUUAGAGCUCCCCAGGCAUGCAAGGGUUUAUUCCGUUGUCUAUGCUGCAAGAAUGGAAAUGGAGAGCGCCUGCCAGCUGCUCGUUUGCUCAAUCACCUACGUUAUUUCCACUCUCCUGAUCUUAUUGAGGGUCAGUCAGAAGAUGGAGAAUAUGUUCAACUUUGGCAAUUUUCCACUGCACCAGGCAGGAUUGUGACUGCAGUGAGAGUGUCAGAUAUGGGCAUAUUCUUUCUUAUUAUUGAAAUAAGUGACGAUUCAAUUUGUGCGUGGUUGUCAAUGGCGGCAUCGCCUUGGGUGGCACAUGUGUUUUCUUACACCGUUACGAUAUCAGGAAACGACAGAGAAGCAAUUUUUUCUGACUGUGUCUGGUCUGUUAGAUCGUGCGAAGGCUCACUGAAGAAACGUGGUCACUGCCUGAUGAUGACCGGAUUAGAUGCUCGCGCUUUGAUCGCGCCAGCUGCAAUUAGCGGCAAGCUAUCUGUCCGUCGUACGCCUACGGACCAACUAGCGCACCAGACCCAGCCGCGGGCCGUUCUUCGGGUGGCCAGUCGAGGCAACGAUCGUGACAAUGGUCGUGCUCCUGUAUCUCAUAAUCUAGAACCAUUCCUGCAGGACUUGCAGAAUGACGUGGCUAGGUUAUCACGUGCAUUCGCUACUCUCGGCCGCGAAGCUAACGCUCUGGUACGUUCAGAAGCAGAAAUGAGGUCUAGAAUUGAGAACAGCUCUAGAGGCAGCCAAACCACUAAUGCUGAACGUACAGCAGUAGCAACAGCUGCUGUGGAGCCGCCACCCACCAUCAAUAAUCAAUCCGACGGUCCUGACCGCGCACACUUGUCGCGCAAUGCACGUAGACGUAUGCGACAGAGACUAAGGGCGGCGCUCAACGCAACCCAACCUCCAGCGGAUCGAACUAAUGCACUAGCUCAUGUACAAAAUAGCCAAGUUGCGACGUCGCAAAGACGCAAUGGUCCUGUAACAAAUACACCUACUGUGCAUAUGAUGGGUUUAGCUAUUGUUCAACAACCACCCGCGCCUCCAGUCCCGCCACCAUCAGCCAGUGGGCCGUCACAUGGCCACUCUCAAAAUGGAAAUCACGUUCGCACGAACAGGAAACGUCGUCAACGUAGAUAAAUAAUUUCAAUUUUAUUUAGUGUGUAAGUAGUAUUGAGGGGAAAAUUAAUUUGGCAAAUGUUAUUGACUGCUCUUUUCAGAGUCUCCAUGUAUCCUCUGGGGGUUUCAACUGUGUUAAUUACAUGAGUUGUAAAUAUUUUCGUCUUUUGACAAUCGCAAUUUUUACAAGUGCUGUGAUAAAUGUAAUGUAUGGCAGAGUCGUGCUAUGAAUAAUACUUAAAGGAUUACUUAAAAUAUCCCCAGAGUGACUAAUCAUUUUGUGAUUUUAGAUAGAUUGUUAUCAUUAUAACUUUAUUUCAGUUGAUAAAAUGCAUUUUAAUGUAAUAUUUUUGAUUAUGAUAUUGACAUUAUAUUAUUAUAAUAUCAAUUUGACUAGUGAAUAGAAUUAAAUGAAUGUGCUUGAUUUUUAUCCUUGUAAUCGUGAAUUCUGUUGUAGAGAUACUACCAUGUUUAAAUAUCUGUUAAUGGACUUGAAAAAACACCUAGUUGUACAUUAUAAUUAUAAGGAAUCUCUAACAGCGA
Molecule: messenger RNA, 2212 nt
Organism: Galleria mellonella (greater wax moth)
Lineage: Eukaryota; Metazoa; Arthropoda; Insecta; Lepidoptera; Pyralidae
Exons: 7
Coding region: 182-1690 (502 amino acids)
Biological process (GO): proteasome-mediated ubiquitin-dependent protein catabolic process; multicellular organism development
Cellular component (GO): cytoplasm
Molecular function (GO): ubiquitin conjugating enzyme binding; ubiquitin protein ligase activity
Source: RefSeq, a predicted model, not a curated record